Molecule: messenger RNA, 4124 nt
Organism: Taeniopygia guttata (zebra finch)
Lineage: Eukaryota; Metazoa; Chordata; Aves; Passeriformes; Estrildidae
Gene: MAP10
Product: microtubule associated protein 10
Biological process (GO): cytoplasmic microtubule organization; positive regulation of cytokinesis; mitotic spindle midzone assembly
Cellular component (GO): midbody; mitotic spindle pole; centrosome
Molecular function (GO): microtubule binding
Source: RefSeq, a predicted model, not a curated record
CCGGCAUGGAGCGGCUGUUCGCGCUGGAGGUGCUGGUGGAGGCGCUGCGGCUGGCGGAGCCGGGCCCCGCGGAGCUCCCGGGCCCCGCGGAACGCCCGGCCGUGGCGCUGCGCCUCUUGGACUUCCCCACCCUUGUGCUGCGCCCCGCCGCCGCAGCGCCGCCCCUGCGGCCGGGGCAGCCUUUCCCCUUCGGCCGCGGCAAGCGGUGCCUGUUCCGCUGGUGCCCGGACUCGCUUUUCGCCGCGCUCCGCCGCCGCCCGCUCCGCGCCUUGCUCCUGGCGCUGCCCGCCGGGCGUGCCCCGGGACCCCCCCGCCUCCUCGGCAGCAGCGCCGUGUCCUUGGCCCCCGCCGCCGAGCUGCUGCAGCGGCCCGGGGCGCCCUCCUCCUGCGGCCGGCGCGGCCGCUUCGUGCUGCGGGACACCGUGGGCCGCCCCGCCGGGGAACUGGUCCUGCGCUACCGCCUCGCCAGCCUGGAGGGCGGUGAGGUGCGCCCCGCCAGCCCCCGCACUGCCACACCGCCUGCCACCGCCCCUGAACCGCGGGACCGGGAGGAGGAGGAGAAGGAAGAAGAGGAGAAGGAGGAGGAAGAGAAGGAAGAGGACGAGGAGGACAGUGAGCAGCUGGAAGGCAACGUCUUUUGCCCUCCGCUGCUCUAUUACAGCCGUGAGCCGGCUGAGCCUGAGCGGCCGCCAGCACCAAUGGGGCGGUGGGAGCACGUCGAGCCCCAGCGACCGCAGGAGAAGCACAAGGGCCACAGCCCACCACGGCCCGGUUCUGGGCCCUCGCUGCUGCGCCCCGCCAGCCCCCGCCAGCCCCAGAACGCCCUGGUGCAGCUGCCACUGCUCAGUGCCUUGCUGGCGGAGCUGUCGGUGCUCACCCGCAGCGCUGUGCCUGCUGCUGCUGCCCACCCUCAUCUUGCCUGGCUCUACCAGGCCCCAGGGAGUGGAGACACGGCCUCACUGCCCCCCAGUCGCUCUGCUGCCCUCGGGCCUGCAGAGACACCUGUGGGGCCUGGCAGGAGCAGUGAAAUCACGAGCCCUCCGUUCAAACAAGGCUGUCAAAAAGCCUCCUCCCCAGGGUCUUCUGGGGUUGGGAGAAGACCCAAGAAAGCUGUGCCCGAGGCACAGCCAGUCUGUGAAAAGAGCUGCAAAGCUAAGGAGAAUAGACCUCCCAAAAAGAAAUUGAUGUAUGGGCUGACAAAUACAUUGAGGCUACGGCUGCAGCAGACCAACCCGGAUAAGCUGAUAAUUCAUGAAAGGAGGGAGCAGUACAGAAAAAAGCAAAUGGAGAUGCUGAAAGAGAGAAGCCCCUUACCCAAGACAAAGUUGGUCAGAAAUACCAAAGAACAGCAUGUGGUGUCUUGCAGGCAGUGUAGCACAGGAGGUAGUUCAAAGCGGAAUAAUCAGUUGGAUAAAAUUGUUCAGACUUCAUUAGAAAACAGUGCUCUCUCAGAGUCAGUUUUUGUGACAGGAGAUACAUCCACUGGCCUCCAGAAACAGUCUGCUGCAAGUCUGUCCCAGCAGGAUUCAAUAACUACAGCCCCCUUACCGGAGGAAACUCUCUUAAAACCUGCUCAUGAGGAAAAGUAUACAAAAGCUCAACUCCCAGCAGCAUUCCCAUCAGAUGAUAAUGCAAGAGGAAGUUACAAUGAUGCAACACACUUAAUCCAUAAAACCAUGGAGCAUGAUCAUGUGUCUGUUGUAAGUGGUCAUAAACUAAGCCCCAGCAGGAGUGUUGAAAACAACUCUGAAUUCAUAUACUCUGAUGACUUUGUUGCUAGUCCAGAGAACUCAGUUUGUUCAGAAGAUUUCACCAAUGCUGAGUGUACAGCCAUAGACUCAAAAGUUUGUGACAGCAGUCCUGAACCUCUGUGGCUUGAAAGACCAAAACAGGAUAGGUCAGAUACAGAGCAAGAAUCCAGCAGGUCCAGAAUUUCAAAGACAAGUGUAAGAGCUCAAAGUACUUCAGAUCUUCUGUCAGUUCCUUCAGCUUCAUCUCCAGUCCAGUCUUUGAGGAGAAACUGUGACUUUAAAACCAGCAUGGGGACGAGUGCCGAGUCUGCUGAUUCACUUAACCUUGCUGAGAUGGAGGCAUCAUUAUUAGAAGAAGAGCAGGAAGCCCAACAGAUGAGUAAGGAAGAGAACAGGGGUGAUCGAGAUAUUCAAGAAAUGUCUACACUGAGAAGCAAACAGGUUACAUCUGAUACAGAUCUGAAUACAGGAAAGUGGCAGACCUCCACAGAACAAAAGCAAUCAGUAACUCAAGUUAGCUCUUACUUGCCAUCUAACAUGUCUGAUCUUGAACUUAGUGUUCUGGAAAACAGUAGGUCAGACAAAGAAGAUAAUUUUCUGGAAAAACUACAUCCUAAUCAGUACAAAGACAUCAGUGAACUUGUAAUAAACAAACUCCCAGGAUACACAAUGUAAUUAUAACCUUUCACUGGAUUGAGAUACGAUAUUUAAACUUUGUAAAUCCUUUUACAUUAAGUUGCACUAUGUGCAAGUUAAUUUAAAAUUUUACCACGCACAUUUAUUACAUCAGUGAAUUUAGUUAUGAGAUUUUUUAAAUAAAUUACUAUUUGAAUCUCUCAGAUGGUGUCUACAGCCUGAUUUCAGUGUUUUAACACUCUUAUCUUAACACAAAGUAAUCCAAACAGUACAUCAAACAAUUUACUGUUAAAGCAGAAAUGAAGACAGAAGCAGCAAAAGCAGCCAGUACCCACAAAAGUAGUCCAGGGUAGAAGUAAUAACAUGCUACCAGAACAGCCAAGCACAAAAUUCAUUCCUAACAAAAAAAAAAAAAAAAAAAAGGUUUUAUUCCUCAUGAAAAUUUCCAAGCUUCCUUUUCAAUAGAAAUAGCUACUUAGAACAUACAGUCACAGCCAGUAGCAUCACAGAAUUUUAUCAGCUUUCAUCAGUAUAAUGAUGUGUCUGUUUCCCUUUUCCAUCGCUAAAUACAGUGACCAGAACUGGAUGAGCCCUUUUAGAGUUUCUUAGGUUGAAGUUUCAUUUAAGUCAGAUUUUCACAAUUUAUUAUUGAAUAGUGUAAGAAUUUUUGGUGAUAGUAAAUCACCAUGGUGAAACAAUCUGGGCAAGCUUUAAGAGGUGGAUAGAAGUUACUUGACCUUGAAGACUAAGGGUGUGCAAGGAGUAGGGAAGAGCAUAGUAAAUCUUAAACGCUUCACAACUCCCUAAUUGCAUUCUUUGACUCUAGGGAAAGAGGUGGGGUCAGCACCCACAGUCCAGAAACUUGGAACAAAUGAGCAUAUUAUGUCAUGAUGUAAAGAUGUGGGGUAAUGAGAAACUUGCCAUGUCUCCUUUGCCAUUAAGACAGUUGAACUGAUGUUUGAUUUUGAUUUCAGGUUUGCUUUUAAUGGCUUCGGCUUUGAUCACUGAACUUAAUGUCUUCUGUUUAACUAUGGAUGUCCUUCUAGAGUCUAUGUGCUGAUCCCAGAUUUUAGAGAUGUUUUUUGACUUGAAUUCCUGCCUUACUUUUUAGUCUCAUGUACCCCCCUUUCCCCCCUCUUUGAGUAGUUAAUCUCCUAUGUCAGCUUUACAUUCCUAACUGUCUCAUCAAUCAGGAGAGUUAUCCUCGGGGUUAAAUGACAGAUUUAUCCACUCCCCUUUUCUUUAUAAUUUAAAAUCUGACUUGUUUCCACAACAUUUUCAUUUCUCACUGUAAUUUUCCAUGUACUUUAUUGCAAGAGCCUGUGUUUACACUUUAACAUCUUGGAGCAGCUUUUUCCUUUCUUUCCUACUAUGUGUUUAUUUUGUAGUAAUUACAGCACCUCUGCUAUUUAAAGCAUGAACAUCUGUGAGGAUUAUUGGACUAUCUAGUGUUGACUUCCUAAAAACCACUAGUAAUAUUUUUAAUCUAAAGGUAAGCAGCUGAAAUUACCUAUAUAGCAAAGGAAUUUCUGGCCAGAGCAAUUCCUAAAUCUUAUUUAGGGUGUCUUUCAUCAGCUACAAUUUUAGACCAAUUUUUUUUUUUCUUUUUCUUCCAAUGCCAUGGACUUCUUUGAUACACAUAGAUUCAGACUGUCAUUUAUACAUUUAUUGAUGGAGUAAUGUCUUGCACUUCUCAUGAGCAAAACUGCCAUUAAAAUACAAUGCUGAUCAACCAUU